Argentina anserina (silverweed cinquefoil) is the source of this 1299-nucleotide messenger RNA. RefSeq lists its product as uncharacterized. The record is from RefSeq and is a predicted model, not a curated record. NCBI's taxonomy places the organism in Eukaryota, Viridiplantae, Streptophyta, Magnoliopsida, Rosales, Rosaceae. The transcript is spliced from 6 exons. Gene Ontology annotation, biological process: biosynthetic process. Gene Ontology annotation, cellular component: cytoplasm. Bases 117 to 1034 code for a protein of 305 amino acids. Gene Ontology annotation, molecular function: isomerase activity.
UUAAGAAAUUAAGAAUUGUCCCGAUAUAGAAACAUGGAGCAGCCGCCAGUAGUUGUUGACUCUAUUUGUCUCUCAAGUUACACCCACAAGCAAAACACAGCAUUAUCAUUUCCACUAUGGCGAAGAAACCUGUCAAAUUCUCUGUGGUGGAUGCCUUCACUGACUCAGCUUUCAAGGGCAACCCGGCAGCGGUUUGCCUGUUGGAGGAAGACAGAGACGACCAAUGGCUGCAAGCUCUGGCUGCCGAGUUCAAUCUCUCUGAAACCUGUUACUUGACUCGGCUCACUGACUCGGUUUCUGACCCUACCUUCGCAUCUACUCCAGCUAGGUUCCGUCUCAGAUGGUUCACACCUGUCUCUGAGGUUGAUCUUUGUGGUCAUGCUACAUUAGCAGCUGCUUCUACCCUAUUUAAGUCUGGUUUGGUAAAUUCCAACAUUAUUGAGUUUUCCACAUUAUCUGGAAUUUUAACAGCUAAAAAGGUUCCAGAUGCUGUUAAGGUAGCCAGUGGUUCGACUAUUCUGAAUGGCGAAGCACAAAACUCCUACUUUAUUGAAUUGAAUUUUCCAGCUGAUCCAUCAAAUGAGUUCAAUUCUGCUGAUGCUUCGUUAAUAUCCAAUGCCUUGGAUGGUGCUUCAGUCAUUGAUAUAAGGAGGACGACUGUCACAGAUGAUUUGCUUGUUCUCCUUCCAUCAGCAAAAGCUGUGGUAGAUUUACAGCCACAGUACGAUGAAAUCAAGAAGUGUCCAGGAUCACGUGGAGUGAUUGUUACAGCGAUUGCUCCUCCUGAGUCUGGAUAUGAUUUCUACAGUAGAUUCUUCUGUCCUACACACGGUAUCGAUGAGGAUCCUGUUUGUGGGAGCGCACAUUGUGCCUUAGCAUCAUACUGGUGCAACAAGCUGGGAAAGAAUGAUCUUGUUGCAUAUGCGGCGUCACCUAGAGGAGGAACAAUAAACAUUCAUCUGGAUGAGCAGAAUCAAAGGGUACUGCUGCGAGGGAAAGCUGUGACUGUGAUGGAAGGAACUGUGUUAGUUUAGUACAUUUUCUUGUUGUUUAAGUUUACAAACAUUUGAAAAUUUUGCAAUGAAUUGCUUGUGUGCUGGGAAUACACUUCAAAGUAACGCUUUUAUCGGUAGGGUUAUCAAUAUUUCCUAACCGAUGAAUAUCACAGUAGCGGUGCUGACCCAAAAGCUCGAUACCGGUACGAGCCAUGCCUAAGAAGUACCACUCUUUUCUAUGUAAAAAUAUGUGAACUGACAGUACGAAUGAUGAAACAGUUUUAGUUUUGUUCUGGUGAUCGAA